Actinia tenebrosa (Australian red waratah sea anemone) is the source of this 3105-nucleotide messenger RNA. RefSeq lists its product as uncharacterized. Gene Ontology annotation, molecular function: ubiquitin-protein transferase activity. The record is from RefSeq and is a predicted model, not a curated record. NCBI's taxonomy places the organism in Eukaryota, Metazoa, Cnidaria, Anthozoa, Actiniaria, Actiniidae.
UGCACGCCUGACACGUUGUUGUCGAUCCGAAGAUCAUAGUAAAUUUUAAAAUGUUCUGUUCGUCGUGUGGCCAAUCCAGUGCUCCUAACGCACUAUUUUGCCAUAAGUGUGGAAAGAAACUAAAUGCUGUAGAGGCUGCCGCUUAUCCUCAACCAGCUAAAGCCCAGCUUGGCUCAGCCAGCUCAAGACCAAGUGGAAGUGGUGUCAAGACUGAAAAAUCGUUGACAUUUAAACAGUUUCAGUCAAGAAAACGAGAAGACAGAUCAAGCCACUUCACAAAGAAGGGCAAAAAGCCUAAGCUUGACGACGAUACCGAGGUAAAAAUUAACGUUGGGAUCAUGGCAACAAAAGCUGGAGCUUUGGCGACCAAGAGAGGUCUUACUCUCCCUCUCACGGUACGUCAGGGAAUAACCUCGGAGGAGCUGCUACAAAAGGCAGUUGAAAAACAUAGCCGGUUCAAUAACGAUGUGAUCAAAAGUAGCAAUAAGGCAACCUACRAGAUUCUGUAUGGUGAUAAAUCGGUGGUGACUAAAUUGCCAGGAAGUGAAGAGGCGUUCACCCUAAGAAGGUACAAAGAAGAAAUUGACAAGCCUUAUUCGCGGAUAACAUUUUAUUUGUGCACAAAUUCCGAUUACUUGGAAAGCCUUUGCAGCACCUUCGACUUCGAAUCUGAUUCGGAUGAAUCAUACCAGGGUGACCCACAAGAAAAAGUUACCGAGAACACGAAAUCUGAACAAGAGGUCGAAGAAUCACCGAAACAACAAAAAUCUGCUUUGCUUGAUCAAGAUCAACAUGCAGAUUGGAUGUCAGCACCAGUUGUGGUUCUUGAUCGACCGUCUUCUUCAAAAGCACCAGUUGUGGUUCUUGAUCGACCGUCUUCUUCAAAAGCACCAGUUGUGCUUCUUGAUCAUCCGUAUUCUUCAAAAGAAAAAGAAGCACAGUGUCCAAUUUGCUGUUUGAAUUUUUCUGUUAGCCAGAUUGAAGAACAUGCAGAUACCUGUUCAUCCUGGCUUAUAGAAAGUGAGCAGCCAUUUGACCUAAUUUCCACAAAUGCUGUAGAAGACAAAGCGAUGACCAACCUGGCAAAAGAUCCUUUUGAGAAUAAAAUAUUGUUGAAAGAGCAAAUAGCACAAUUGGUGUCUGGAUCAGUGACAGAAUACACAAGAGUCACUUUAAGGAGAAAGUUCAUAUGGAAUGACUUUAAGKCUGCAAGGCAUAGUAAAAUUCAACCCAACUCCAAUCUAAAAGUGGUGUUUGUGGGGGAGCCAUGUAUUGAUGAUGGUGGUCCAAAGAGAGAGCUUUUUACAGAAUUGAUGGCCAUCAUGCAGCUCAAGUUUUUCAAGAAUGGUUUUCCAGUUAGCUCUUCUGUAGCACUGAGUAAUGGAGACUUUCAACUUUGUGGUGAAAUAAUGGCAAUGUCCAUCUUACAGGGAGGUCCAGGUCCAAAUUUUAUGGCUGCACAAGUUGUCAGUUAUCUGGUUGGAAAACCACUUUCAACAGAUAAGAACAAGCAGCAUCAACUGAAGACCGUUGCUGAUAGUUUGGUCAAUGCAUCAAGUGAUGAGGAAGUAAGGGAACUUUUGACGAGUGAGGGUGUCCUAGAUGUUCUURAAGAAAUAGGCUACACUGGAAUCCCACAGAAGGAAACAUUGUUUUCUGUAAAAGAAAUUGUACAAUCAAUAUGCAUGAAAGACCAAUUAACAGAACAGUUGCCUGCACUUCUUCAAAUCCAAAAUGGCCUACAAGUAUGUGGGUUAUUAAAGUGCAUUAAAAGCCACCCUGAUGUUUGGCAACCAGUAUUUGAAAGCAAUACUGCUUUCGCUAUUACAGCUGAUGAAUUUUUGGACCAGCUUGAUGUAAAAUACAGUGCAUCCCAAAUCAAAAAGGAUCCAGAGAUUGACACCUUCAAGUUCUUUUGUGACACCAUAGAGAAAAUUGAUGCAGAAAUUGGUGAUUUGGAGUUGAGGGAUAUCAUCAAGUGGCUGACUGGAAGUUAUGACAUCCCCCCACUUGGAUUUCCAAAGAAGUUCCAAGUAGAAUUUGUUCAUGGUUGCUUGCCUGGAUGUUGUUGUCGGCCAACUGCUUCAACAUGUGAUAUCACCAUAAAGUUGCCGGUACACAUAAAUAGUCCCAAAAUUAUGGAAGAGAUGAUCUACUCUUCAAUUAAAGAAAGUCAUGGGUUUGGAUUGUUAUAAAUCCAAUAAUCAUUAGUGCUGUCACAAGUUUAGAAUAUGCACAUUAAUGUUGGUGAGGGAAGUUUGCUUUUAGGUUUAAUGUUCAUGUUGUCCAUUUUACAGUUCCUCUCAGUUACUCCAGCCUCAAUAGAGUGUAAUAUAUUCUUUAGUUUUUGACUGCAGCCUGUGGGAGUUUAAAAGGGUCUCAAGCCUGGAGUAACCGAGAGGAACUGUAAAAUGGACCAUGGCUAUUAGAUAUGUUUCUUUAAAAACGUUGAAUUUAAUGAUAUGAAGGGUUUUUAAAUUGGAGUUAAUAAAUGUAUUUAUUAUCACUUUUGUGCAGUUCCAGAAAUUAUCCAUAUACGGGGGAUUCCUUAAGACACCCCCCCCCCCCUUCUGGAAAUUCCGUACAAACUCUGAAAUUUUUUAAUUUUUCUAACCUCCCCCUGACCCCUAGGAAAUUCCAAAUUCCUCUGGAGGGGGGAGGUAACUAUGGAUAAUUUCUGGAACUAACCCAUUGUUUGUUUAAUUUUGGAUAAUUGCUUUAGAUUAUUAUAAGAUUUAAAUACAAUAUUGAAAUACAAUUUUGAAAUGUUAUUAGUUUAUAGGAUUGUUGCUUAGGUAUUAUUUCACAUUGAAAAGAUUUUUUUAUCAUUUUCAAAUAUAACUUUUUUCUUACAAGUUAUUCCAAUUUUGCUCCAACUGUUUCUUGAUCCCAUGAUCAGAUACAUAAUAAAGAAAUGUAUUUCACAUAAUACAGUUAUAAUGGAAAAUAAAGAGUGAAACAUUUUAAGCAUGGGAAUCUUCCAUCAACAUAUUUUGAUUACCAGAGGAAGAAGAUAUACUAUAACAGAUACCAUAUAAAUGUCAUUAUUCUAGUUAACUAGGUACCAGUUGUAUGAAAGUUAAUAAAGUAUAUUGAAUUGAUUAA